CGAGGCUGCUCGCACAUGGUGCCGUCUGCAAAAGCUUGGACCCAAUACUCCGAAACAAAGUAUCAGAAGAACUCCGCAAGGAUGCUCCUGGAAAUCUGGCUGAAGAUGUGUUAAAAGGGUCAGAGUCGAAGAAGCGGAAGAUCGAUGUGGGAGAAGAGGAGGAUGGCGAAGAUGAACCAAACAACUCCAAAGCUUGCCGCCAACCAACUAUCGAAGGAAUUGCCAAGAUUGAAGGAAAGAAAAGACUUGAUGCACUUGUAAAUGCCGCAGUCGUCAAUUUGUUUUGUGUGGCAGGCCUUUCAGAUUCACUUGCGGACUCACCAUUUUGGAAGCAUCUGCUUCAAACGUUGAACCCCAAGUAUGACCCUGUAUCGUCUACAACUCUCAGGGAUAAACAUAUACCAGCAGAGGCCGAACGGUAUCCACAAUCAGUCUAUACAUUCCAUGUCACUACUCCAGACCGACGGACCUUUUUUGUAGAUGGGGAUGAGGCGUCAAGUGAAUCUCACACGGCAGACUAUAUCUGGGAGCAAGCUCAGCAUGUCAUCGAAAUGAUAGGUCCAAAACGAUUCUCGGGGGUUUGCUCUGAUAAUACAGGGAAUACUAAAAAAGCCCGUCGACUCAUCUGCAACAAUUAUCCAUGGAUUAUUAACACACUCGACUCUCCACAUUUUCUAGCCAGAACGUUGAGUGAUAUCUGCAAUCUUGAUGUCUUUUCUGAGACAAUCAACACUACUCGUGGUGUUCUGACAUUCUUCAGUCAUUCUACACAUGCGACCACACACUUGACGAGUGUUCGUAAAUCUCUUGACAUUUCUCGGGGUCUUGAGAGGAUAGGGAAAACGCGGUUUGGAACUAUAUACCAUUCCUCUAAUUCUAUCCUCCGAUGCGCUCCUGCCAUCGAGAAACUUGUCAAAGAUGAAAUUAUCAACUCCAAG
Molecule: messenger RNA, 938 nt
Organism: Acaulospora colombiana
Lineage: Eukaryota; Fungi; Glomeromycota; Glomeromycetes; Diversisporales; Acaulosporaceae
Source: the annotation of a GenBank genome assembly